Molecule: messenger RNA, 690 nt
Organism: Caenorhabditis briggsae
Lineage: Eukaryota; Metazoa; Nematoda; Chromadorea; Rhabditida; Rhabditidae
Exons: 5
Coding region: 1-690 (229 amino acids)
Source: RefSeq, a predicted model, not a curated record
AUGCUCGUGAAAUUUCUCAUUGUCUGCACAACAACACUACUAUCCGGUGUUGCGCAAGCCGGCGUCACUCCAAACUUCAACUUCAACCAGCCGCAUGAUAUUAACGACAGAACACCAUGUUGUGUGGAUCGUUUAACAACAUUGACGUGUAGCAGAAUGAGAGUUAAUACACCAGCCAAGUUCUCCAAACGAUGCGCUAAUGACCCGGAUUUUGCCCUCAUUCAGUGUUGCUCGUCUUGUUUCGAUAGGCGAAGCUCUUUGAGCUCUGAGAAAUACAAUUUGGUAGUCAGACGACAUUUGGAGGACCCGAUGAAAGCUACGUGUAUAGAUCGAAGGGGAGGAGAUUGGUGUCAAAAAAUGGCUAAAAGAGAAAACUACUGGCAAGACGCGAGUUUCAGCACUAUCGGUGGAUGUGGAGCGUUUCCAUCCGCAUUUCGCGAGUGCCGGAACACAUGUGGAUACUGUUCAGCUACAAUGCAAAUGACUGUGGUGAAAUAUGAUUUUCAAUUAGCCACAAGUACACAGCGAUGUGACAUCAAAACGUAUUUUGCGAGAACUGAUGAUGAAAUGAGAAAGAAGCACAAUCCGGCAAGGAAAGAGUUCGACCCACUAGCUCGCCUAACAUGGAAACGACCAAAAGAUACCGAUUAUUUCGUGGUGGAGGAUCAUAACUACGAGGAUUUCAUGUAA